CCCCCUAAUCAGCAGUAGCCGCUUACAAGGAAACGUUCUGCCAAGUUCUGCCAUAAGUUGAGAUUUUAACAAUGUUUCGCCUACAACAGUCACAGCCCGACCCAGCGGAGGAACAGAAACGUGUUGCCGCCGAGGUGCGAAACAAUUUCAUUAUGUUUGGCGCUCUCGUUGCAGCUAUUCGGCUGGCGCCUAUUGUUCUGCAACAUCUGAAAACUGCAUAACAGCAACAAAUUUGGAUCUAGAAGGAGGGGGAUACAAUUUAAGCGCUAAAAACAACUAAUAAAAAUGCAUUUAUUUAAGCGCACGUGCAUAAAAUGCGGCUUUACGAUUACUUUUCAUAAGCAAAAAGAGAAUGAAUGUUAUAUAGGCACACAUUUAGUCUUUUUAAGCGUAUUGCACCUGUAAUGUAAAUAAAUUGUUUUAAAUAUAUGC
Molecule: messenger RNA, 432 nt
Organism: Drosophila novamexicana
Lineage: Eukaryota; Metazoa; Arthropoda; Insecta; Diptera; Drosophilidae
Exons: 2
Coding region: 72-221 (49 amino acids)
Source: RefSeq, a predicted model, not a curated record